Colletotrichum lupini is the source of this 492-nucleotide messenger RNA. RefSeq lists its product as uncharacterized. The coding region runs from base 1 to 492 and encodes 163 amino acids. The record is from RefSeq and is a predicted model, not a curated record. The transcript is spliced from 3 exons. Lineage: Eukaryota; Fungi; Ascomycota; Sordariomycetes; Glomerellales; Glomerellaceae.
AUGAUCAGUCUCGACUUCCGUCGGACACUUCGGCAGCCGGUGGGUUGGUUGUUGAGGCUGACAAGUGACCUCGUAAUUAGCGUGUGGAAACGUGAGCACGGUUUCUUUUACACUUUUGAGUUGAGCGUGGAUAAGAUGCGUCUCGCCUCACUCCUCUCCGCCACAGCAGCGGCCAUGGCCGUCUCCGUCCAAGCAGGAGGACAAUGCGCCGACAGGACGGCCAGCGGAGACGCCAUCACGGGGUUCCGCUUCUCGCCCGGCUGCAACACCUGGCAGUGGUACUCCCGCGACAAGGGCACGACCAUCACGCUCAACCCGGACUGCCAGCUGCGGCAGGCGUGGCCGAACCCGACGGCCGUCGGGUACGUGUGCAUCCGGAACAAGUCGGGCGGCAACAAGUGCUUCGCGGCGCCGACGGCCGCCGAUCAGAACUUUUGCGGGAUCCCGGCGGACUGGUGUAACAAUAUCGAGAACAUGUGGGGGUGGGCGUAG